AUGAAUCCAAGUGAGGACAUUUCGGGUGGUGCUAUACGUGAGAAUGAUGUCGUCGUAGGCACAAAACUAGACUUCAGUGCCGAUAUUUCGUAUCUCUUCGUGGGGAAAGUAACGCCAUUGAAGUUGGACGCUGUUCCUCCUCAGUGGGUCAAGAGGGAUUCUCCCGUUGCAUUCCACGAGGAAGGUGCUGUAAAACUCGAGACGUGUCCAUCGGUUGAGGCCACGGGCUUUUGUUCCACUGCGGGGCGGGUCGGAGAGGACGGUGACGCCCCGUUUCCCAAACGAGAGAAUGAAGAUGCCUUGGUGCCGCUGCAAGUUGUUACUUCUAUGAAUUUCGUUGACACGCCAGACGAUAUAGCCAUGUUUUCCCCUUCGAGGGUUGAACAGCUACAAUCCAUGCGUUCCUUGUUAUUGAAUCGUCUUUCGUCUUCGAGCUCGGCGCACGAGAAGGCUGAGGACAGUCUCGUCGACACACUUGUGCGCCUUUGCGAGGAUAAAGUGUACAUGUACGGCUUUUAUGAGCGUGAGGGGACGUUAGGUAUGAAAAGACCGAUUCGUCGAAAACGUGGAAAGACAGACGAAGAUGAACUCACCUCAAAGAAACGAAAUGCCUUGGCGACGUCUGGUGAAGUUCAAAAUGCCGAAGUUGUGUCUUUUUCAUUUGUUCGAUGGGUACACGUCGGUGGGCGGUCGAGCAGUGAGCCCCAGAAGCUGUCAGUUGAUCCUGUAGACUCGUCCUCCAUUCUGGGGCCUGAUGAAAAGCAUACCUUUUCGCGGUACGCACUGAGCAGCGGCAAACUCAGAAAGGAGUGCGCGGAUCCAUAUCAGUUUCUCACAACACGAAUAGCAGAGGUACGCCGCAAGCUGGAGGGGGGGAUGGCUACCGGCAUCAAGGGCGAGGAUGUUAAAAAGGAGGAUGUGUAG
Trypanosoma grayi is the source of this 924-nucleotide messenger RNA. RefSeq lists its product as hypothetical. The transcript has a single exon. Bases 1 to 924 code for a protein of 307 amino acids. Lineage: Eukaryota; Euglenozoa; Kinetoplastea; Trypanosomatida; Trypanosomatidae. The record is from RefSeq and is a predicted model, not a curated record.